AUGGAGAUGUUCUACUACCUUUUGUUUGGGGGUCUUGCCUUAGUGGUAGCAAUCCUCGAGUUCAGCAAGACCACCAAGGAUCGUAUUAAUGCAUCUGCUGCUUUUCAUUCUUUCAAGAACAACUACCUUGUCGUAUAUUCUCUCAUGAUGGCUGGAGAUUGGCUGCAGGGUCCUUAUGUAUAUUACCUCUAUAGCCAAUAUGGCUUUGACAAAGGGGAUAUCGGAAGGCUCUUUAUCGCUGGUUUUGGAUCCUCAAUGUUAUUUGGGACAAUUGUAGGAUCUUUGGCAGAUAAACAGGGUCGGAAGAGGGCUUGUGUAACUUACUGUAUAACUUACAUCCUUAGCUGCAUCACCAAGCAUUCUCCUCAAUACAAGGUCCUAAUGUUGGGACGUGUAUUGGGAGGAAUUGCCACUUCUCUCUUGUUUUCAGCUUUUGAGUCAUGGCUUGUUGCAGAACAUAAUAAGAGGGGCUUUGAUCAGCAAUGGUUAUCCUUGACAUUCUCCAAGGCUAUCUUACUAGGCAAUGGCCUAAUUGCCAUUGUUUCUGGGUUGUUAGGAAAUGUCUUAACUGACACACUGGGUUUUGGUCCGGUUGCCCCCUUUGAUGCUGCUGCAUGCUUACUUGCAAUUGGGAUGGCCAUUAUCCUAUCAUCAUGGAGUGAAAAUUAUGGAGAUCCUUCAGACAAUAAGGACCUGCUUACCCAGUUUAAGGGUGCUGCUACAAUUAUUGCCUCUGAUGAGAAGAUUGCAUUGCUUGGUGCAAUACAGUCACUGUUUGAAGGUUCAAUGUAUACCUUUGUGUUCCUGUGGACUCCUGCUUUGAGCCCAAACGGUGAGGACAUACCCCAUGGUUUCAUAUUUGCAACAUUCAUGUUGACGUCAAUGUUGGGUAGCUCCAUUGCUUCUCGUGUCAUGGCACGUCCGUCCCUCAAAGUUGAGGGCUUCAUGCAGAUUGUUUUCAUUCUUUCAUCCUGCUCUUUGCUGCUUCCCGUUGUCACUACUUUCUUGGUGCCACCCUCUAGUGUGAAAGGUGGAAGCAUCUCUUUUUCAGGGUGUAUCCAGCUCAUUGGUUUCUGUACAUUUGAGGGCUGUGUAGGUAUAUUCUGGCCAGCAAUCAUGAAAAUGAGGUCCCAGUACAUUCCUGAGGAGGCUCGAAGUACCAUUAUGAAUUUCUUUCGUAUUCCUCUCAACAUUUUUGUCUGUGUUGUGUUGUAUAAUGUUAAUGCAUUCCCCAUCACUGUUAUGUUUGGCAUGUGUUCUAUCUUCCUCUUUAUGGCAGCAGUCUUGCAGAGGCGGCUCAUGGUGCUUGCAGAGAGCUACAAAUCAAAGCAACAGGAUUGGACGUCAAUGAAAGAGAGGGAUACAGAGACAGAGCCGUUAAACAUAUGA
Nelumbo nucifera (sacred lotus) is the source of this 1389-nucleotide messenger RNA. RefSeq lists its product as uncharacterized. The record is from RefSeq and is a predicted model, not a curated record. Gene Ontology annotation, cellular component: membrane. Gene Ontology annotation, molecular function: molybdate ion transmembrane transporter activity. Gene Ontology annotation, biological process: molybdate ion transport. NCBI's taxonomy places the organism in Eukaryota, Viridiplantae, Streptophyta, Magnoliopsida, Proteales, Nelumbonaceae.